This is a messenger RNA of Exophiala dermatitidis NIH/UT8656, 4509 nucleotides long. RefSeq lists its product as uncharacterized. NCBI's taxonomy places the organism in Eukaryota, Fungi, Ascomycota, Eurotiomycetes, Chaetothyriales, Herpotrichiellaceae. Gene Ontology annotation, molecular function: sequence-specific DNA binding; GTPase activator activity; protein binding. The record is from RefSeq and is a predicted model, not a curated record. Gene Ontology annotation, cellular component: trans-Golgi network; endosome; cytoplasm. Gene Ontology annotation, biological process: intra-Golgi vesicle-mediated transport; regulation of DNA-templated transcription. Bases 702 to 4010 code for a protein of 1102 amino acids. The transcript has 4 exons.
CGGCAAUUAAUACGCAUUCAGUGCGGAGGACAAGCUUUGCAACGGGAUUCGCAAGCGCCACCAGACUUGCGGCUGAAGAGCUUAUCUGCUGAGGUUGAAUAUUCUACAUGCUGGUGGUUGUUGAACAGAGACCAAACCUUGAAGUGCCUCUGUUCCCCGCGCCGCAUUUUAGACAUGUUUAUCGCCGCUGUAGUUGAAUCAGGCAUCACUUCCGUUAAGCUUAAAAUGGCAGGACUUGGCAGGCCUCGGCACUGGCAAUCCGCCAUCCAUGGCUGCGCACUCCACCGGAGCCUCUACUGCGGGUCGCUGGUGCGCUGUCAAGUCCAAGUCCAAAUUGGUGCAUGCGCUGUACAGUCGGUCGUGCCCGUGUUGGCCGCAGUUUCACGUCGAAGGCGCAGCACCGGCAGCGCAUCUUGUCGCUUCCUGCUGGUAACAUGUCAACUGUCGCCGCUCCACAGUCAACAUAGGCCAUCUUACCUCUUCCGACCCAGACGAGUCUUCUCCGCAACCUGUAUACAGUCUGUCUUAACCUGGCCAUUUGCUAUCCUCGCAGUAUCCAUCAAGCCUGUAUCCUCUCCAAGUAUUUCCACUCCGCUCGGCCGACCCACAAGAGCCUCCUUGAAACGAACAACGCCUGCGACGAGAUAUCGACCGACCCUGGCGCAUGUUAACGCUCCGGCCUGGGCGCCAGGCUCAUAGUCAUGGGCAAUGUGAGCAGCAGGGUCGAUGAAGGGCCCCUGCUGUAUUUGAAAGACCAAGGAAGAUUCUUCAUUAGUUCUAUCAUCGUGAGCAACAGUCGUGGAAGAGUGAUCCUCAGUGUCGCGCCGAAUGCGUAUCCUGCGUCACGUCUUGUUGGCAAACCAGAUGCGACGGACUAUCGACCAAUUUCAUACAUUCAAGACCCCGAUGCGCCCUCCCUCGCAUUCCUUCCUCGGCUGGAUCUCGAAGACGAGCUGGAUUUUCGUUUCACGUUCGUCACUCGUCAGAACUCCGGGCCUUUACCUGCUACACCAUCCACUGCAACCUCAGCCGUCGACACCACCAUUAGCGGCCUGACUUUUGCAUAUGCCCCGAACGGCAAAGAAUUGGAUACCUUGAUCACAAGAGAGUUUCACGCAGAUCCAAACCUACACAAAAACUCAAACGUACAACUUAUUGGGGACUUUGGGACGAACGGGAGUCCUUCUGUGAGUUACGAAUGGAAUUGGCGUUGGAAACCUCCAAAAGCCUAUGAGGACCGAGGUGGGGGAUGGCGCAACUGUUGCAGUUUCCUCGAAUAUGACUCCAGAGCGCAUCGACUGAAUACCCUGGCGUCUUUUUCCUUCUGGGUCCACAACGCGACGCUGCCCACUCUCACACCGCUUGCGUCUCCUAAUGUUGAGCUUAUGGUUCCGCCGCAGAAGCAACGUCUGGCUUCAUCACAGUCGUACCAAUCUGCAGUCAGUGACUCGGAAGGGCCUUCUGAUUAUGUCAAUCCGCCUUCCCCGAACGUUCCGUCGGUGGACUUCAAUUCGAGUGCUUCGACGGUGGCACCUCCAGCUCCUAUAAUCGACGUGCAGUGCCAACGACCGGGAGAGGACGUGAGUGCAGUGGAGGAUGGCCCAUUGUUCAGAGCGACGAUGAAGUCGCUGGAACAGAAGACAGGUACCAUGAGGGUACAAAUCAAGAAGGUUUUGAAAAAGGCCGAGGCCGCACAACAAGCACAGGUCGAAUGCAAUCAAGCCAUGUCCGCCUUUCUUGGGGCUCUUCAGGAAGCAUCUGCCUCCAAUACCACAGCUAUCAAACCGGCUCUGGACCAUUACUUCACGAACAUUGCGCAACGGAUCUUAAAAUACGAGAAGGAGAAUGCCGUGCUAUUGCAGAAGCAGAUUAUCGAGCCAAUCUCGAAGCUCUACAAUCUCGACAUAAAGCAAGCUGAGGCCAAGAAGAAAGACUUCGAGGACGAAAGUCGAGACUACUAUGCCUAUGUCAGUCGCUACCUCGGCCAGAGACAAGACUCGCUCAAAGAGAAGAAGCGGGCAGAGAGCGACUCGAAGUAUCAGACCAAGAAGAGGAACUUUGAGCUCAAGAGAUUCGACUAUUCCACUUUCAUGCAGGACCUUCAUGGCGGCCGCAAGGAGCAGGAACUCCUCUCCCAGCUUACGAAGUAUGCUGACGGUCAAGCAAAGUCGUUUCUUGCUGCGGCGAGAAGAGUUGAAAGCUUGACACCACGCUUGGACGCUUUGGUCAAGGAAGUGUCUGAAAUGGACAAGGAGUACAACUUACAGAGAACUGAGCGCGAGGAGAAACGCAGGAAUCUCGAAAUGAACGGCCCAAUCCCAGUGGAGCCUGAGACUCUGCACCACUCUACGAGCGUUACCAGCCAACCACCAGCGCAGAAUGGCUUCGGCGGAUAUACUUCUGACACUGACCUGAGUAGGGCAGACAGUACUAGCUCCCAGUUUGGCCGGCCUUCAGUCAAAACAUUAUCGCCGACUAGCAACUCUGCCUUGCCUGGAGGACCAAAUUCCAUCUUGUCAACAUCACCUGGUGGCUCAUCGAUAGCGCCAACCCCGAACAAGUUCAAAGGGAUCCGUGAUCUUGACGAUAGCUCGGUGUCGUUCGCUGACAAGUCGCAAAAUGGACCCCAUAGGAAGGAAGGUUUAUUGUGGGCUUUGAGCAGACCGGGCUCCCAUAUAGAUCCAAAAGGCAUCAACAAGCAAGCCUGGCACAAGUUUUGGAUCGUGCUUGAUCAAGGCAAACUCUCAGAGUACAGCAAUUGGAAAGACAAGCUGGAUUUACAUCGGGAUCCUAUUGAUUUGCGGAUGGCGUCCGUCCGAGUUGCAAGAGAUGCUGAGCGAAGAUUUUGCUUCGAAGUGAUCACCCCUCAGUACAAACGAAUUUAUCAAGCCACAACAGAAGAUGAGAUGAACAAUUGGAUCAAUGCCAUCAACAACGCUCUUCAAAGCGCUUUUGAGACUGGUCCUCAUGCAACCCAACAGCCCCGUAAAGAGGCUAGUGGACGCGAGUACGGAGCGAUGCUGACUGGGAAGAGCUCGUCGCAAUCCGGUCCCCAUGGUUAUUCGCAGCGAAAUGAUGCUCUCGGCGUGUCAAGACGGACAACAGUGGGUUCCAGACCAGCCUACAUCCGGGCAAGCAGCAACACUUACGAAGAAAGUCCAUCCAAACUGCUAGAUCAGUUGAGAAGCAAUGAUCCCAGCAACCAGUAUUGCGCCGAUUGCGGUUCUACUUCCAAGGUCGAUUGGGUUUCCCUGAACCUUGGAAUUAUUUUGUGUAUCGAAUGUGGAGGCAUCCAUCGUUCUCUGGGGACACAUGUCUCGAAGAUUCGGUCACUAACUCUGGACGUCCAUUCCUUCACCGUCGAUAUUGUCGAACUUUUGAUGCUCAUCGGCAAUCGGAUCAGCAACCAGGUCUGGGAGUCGUUGUUGGACCCGAGCAUCAAGCCUGGCCCUCCUGCCACAAGGGAGCAGCGGCUAAAAUUCAUCACGGCGAAGUACGUCGAGCGGGCUUUUGUCGAGCCUGUAUCGCAGUACGGCACUGCCGACGACAUGUUAGUGACAUCGAUUAAGAAACAUGAUAUCCCUGGAGUUUUGCUGGGGAUCGCCCAACAAGCGAACGUCAACGCUCACGAUCGGUCGAGGAAUACACACGCGGUGUUUCUUGCGCUGGCCGCCGCCGACCCUGCUCGACCUGUGUCCUCUCACUCUGCUACACCCAGCCCUCCCGCAUUAAAGGCCUUCCCUUUGGCGGAGCUUUUGGUUCAAAAUGGUGCGGAGAUUCCGGUCGACCCGCCCGCGAUCCCUUUGUCGCCAGCUGCGCAGCUCUAUAUAGAGCAACGAACCACGAGGGCUUCCACCGGGCCCACUGGCCAAGGUGACACGCUGGGUCCUCUCCCAGUCAUGUCCCGCGCUCCGCCCUUCCCACUUCCAGAGACCGCCGCAAGACUGCAAAAACGCGGUAGUGCCGGUGCCAGGUUUGCCGGCAAGGUUACGGGGCUGGGAGAACGCUAGUGCCGUUACAAAAAUAUGGCACAAGUCGAUAUUGCUGCAACAAUACUUUGUAAUGCUUUGCGCAGCACCUAAUGGAUCAGGUCGCAUGCUUGCAGACUCAGCAAGUGAUGAGAACUUAUGACGAUGAAGACGACGAACGAGAUGCGAUUAGGAUGUUUGGUGUACAAAAAAUGGAUUGGGUUCCCUGCGAAGAGUGACCGGCACAGGAGGGAAUAAUAUCCACAUUGGCUUGUUGGGGAAACUCGAAUUGCUGGACUUGGGCUCGGUAUCGACUGCCAGUGGUACUUGGUGCUGUUUGGAAAAAUGAGUUGAUACAAUGCAGAAGACAGGCAGGUCCCGGGUCAUCCAAAACGCUUGGAUACAAGAAGCACUAGUGUGGCUCUUGUUAUCUCUAUUCUGCAUUGGGAUACUAGCUAGUACUAUCGACUGUUGAGCAGCCGCACCAGCAUCAGCAGUCACUAAUAGUUGUUGGAGCGCAAUGAAAGUAAUAAAUACCCCG